AUGUUCUGCUUGCGAAGCUGGCUCCCGCUCCUCUUCAUCCCGACCAACGCCUCUCCCGCCUUCAUCUUCCUCUUCUUCAUCUGCACCUACUUCCUCAACCGACCCUGCGUCUACUGCAGCUUCCUGCUUCUCAUCCUCUUCCUCACCUCGUGUAACUGGUCCGACCGUUGCUUCUUCGACUUCAGCAGCAACUGGUUCCAACCCCGCCCACCGACCUCCCUCUCCACCUCCCCGAUACCCGACAUCGAUCCGAACGCGAGCUUCAAUGCCACUGUCGUCGAGGUGAUCAACUCGACUGCCAGCGCCCUGGCCGGUGCUGCUGCCGAAGAGCUGGCACGUCAAAGACAGGAGUGGACCGGCUUGGGCAUCGAGUGGCUGCGCAGUCUCCUGGGACGGAGGGAAUGGCGGGUUGAGUGUCUAGACAUCAACAUCCGACUGUAA
Messenger RNA from Colletotrichum chrysophilum, 441 nucleotides. RefSeq lists its product as uncharacterized. The transcript is spliced from 2 exons. NCBI's taxonomy places the organism in Eukaryota, Fungi, Ascomycota, Sordariomycetes, Glomerellales, Glomerellaceae. Bases 1 to 441 code for a protein of 146 amino acids. The record is from RefSeq and is a predicted model, not a curated record.